AUGUCACGACUUGUUCUGUUGUCAGGAAUUUUUGAUGACACUCUUUUGCUAUGUGAUUUUUCUUUGAUCGCUUCCCCGCAAGAUGAUGAAAUCACGGCACAGUUUUCCUUGCAUGGGGCAUCGAGCACUUGCGUCGCUCCCUACCUCGUCAAGGAAAAUCUGUCUUCUUCAGAAUUGUGUCGGCUGUUGCGGCUUCUGAGAAGAAACGGGGCACCCCAGAAGGAGAUCAUUUCGAUACCCGUUCCUGUGCCUGGUUCCAUUAUUCUUCCUUGUUGUCAUCUCCCGUCUCUCUCCACCCUUACCAAGCUGGGCAAGCACGCUGAUGUGGGCUCAUCUCUCCCGCGGCCAGGGACAGAACUAUCCUCGCCUAAGAAGGAAAAGGAUAAAAGCCUCAAUGGCAGCCUCUCCACCAUCCUCCUUCUCGGCCUCCUCGUCCUCAUCCUCUUCUCUCUAUCCGUCCUCCUGCAGCUCGAUACACUCUCCCCCGUUGCUCAGCGCCUGAUCGCCAAGCACGGUCACCCCACUCGAGUCUCAUUAUCGUCCUUGCGUGACCUGACGGCUACCUCUUCCACAUAUAAUCCACCGUCGCCGCUGUCUCCUCGUUCACCCGCUUCGGAAACCUCAGAAUUGUCUGAUACUGUCAUCCUCAGCCGUUCUACCUCGCGUCCAAUUCCCAUACCAAAACCGCCGAGCAGUCCUUACGAUUCAGAUCUGCCGGUCACCCCGUUGACGGGGCGCUUUGAAAAGGAUUAUUUCCCGCAGUCUGAUCAGUCCAAGUCUUGGAGGAAUCGCGAGAGUGUCUCCCGGCUGGACAGUGACCGCUAUCACCGACCUUCAUACCACCGACCAUCCUCCAGAAUGCGUUCUGAUAGCUCCUCAUUCUAUUCGCCGGUCAUGUCGCCCAGCAUGUCACCCUCGACCCGCUCCGCAUCUCCACAGCCAACUCGCUCUCGCCCUCACAACUCGGCCAAGUCGGUUCCAGCGUUCCAUCUCGGCAGCCUGCCUCGGUUCCAUCCCGCUGUCUACCAGCCCUCGAACAACUCCCAGAGUUUGGCCGCACAGCCUCCAUCGCCCCGGCAUUCCCGACAGCAGUCAUACUGGACCUCGUCAAGCUCUCGGGACACGCUGAGACAGUACAGAGAAUUGGUGGAAAGCGUCACUCUCUCCAGGGCACCCUCUCGGCCGCUCUCGCCCAGUCCCUCUGCCCCAAGGUUAGACCCUUUACGCAGCCCGGGACCUGUGACUCCAUUGGCUCUGGAGGAGACCGGCGGCUACUUGACCAUUGGUGCAACGAGCUCAGACUUUUCGUCGAGCGACUCCCAAAGCUCCAGCGCUGCGCCAGAUCUGGUUGAGAAGCUCAUUGCUCGCGAAGUCGACCGAGCUCGUCAGAAGUCGCGAAAGAGCUCCAAGAAUUGGUGA
This is a messenger RNA of Aspergillus fischeri NRRL 181, 1419 nucleotides long. RefSeq lists its product as uncharacterized. The transcript has 2 exons. Bases 1 to 1419 code for a protein of 472 amino acids. The record is from RefSeq and is a predicted model, not a curated record. Lineage: Eukaryota; Fungi; Ascomycota; Eurotiomycetes; Eurotiales; Aspergillaceae.